AUGCAGCGGGAACAACAGAGUGCGUGCCCUCCAUCUGGGCGGUACGACAAGGAACCAUAUAAUGAAGGGAGGUAUCGUCAAUGUUUCUUUCAUUCCACACAUCUCAUCCUCAUUCGCGGAUCCGACAUGGCCACCAUGCUCUGUUUAUUGUAUGCCUUGAUAUCGAUCGCGUCUCUGGUAGACGGCCUUACACCAGCACAAUGGAGAGCUCAGUCCAUCUACCAGGUCAUGACGGAUCGCUUCGCGAGGACGGAUGGUUCAACAUCUGCAGCAUGCGAUUUCAAUGAAUACUGUGGUGGCACAUGGCGGGGCCUGAUCAACCGCCUCGGAUACAUACAGAACAUGGGCUUCACAGCGGUCUGGAUAUCGCCUGUUGUACAGAACCCCAUUGCAACUACUGGAGAUGGCAAUUCAUACCACGGCUACUGGGCAAACGACGUCUACAAGCUGAACCCCAGAUUCGGCACUGCGAAUGAUCUGAAGGCACUAUCUAGCGCCUUGCAUUCCAGGGGAAUGUAUCUCAUGGUCGACGUCGUCCCGAACCACAUGGGCAGUGUCUCCACCCGAGCGAACGUCGACUACAGCCAACUCCGACCCUUCAACCAAAGGUCAUACUAUCACAAUCCCUGCGAUAUCGAUUACAACAACGACACAAGCAUCAAACAAUGCUGGAUCGGCUCCAACACCGUCUCCCUCCCCGACCUCCGAACAGAAGACUCCACAGUCCAGAACAUGUGGAACACCUGGAUCCGCCAACUAGUCUCCAACUACUCCAUCGAUGGCCUGCGGAUCGACACAGCCUACCAAAUCAACCAAGGCUUCUGGGCAGGAUUCCAAGCAGCCGCUGGCGGCAUCCACACCCUCGGCGAAGUCUGGCACGACAGCCCGAGCGUCGUCUGCCCCUACCAGAACUACCUCCACGGCUUGAUGAACUACCCAACCUACUACUGGAUCACGCAAGCCUUCCAAAGCACAAGCGGAAGCAUCUCCAACCUCGUCAAUGGCAUCAACACCAUGAAAGGUGGCGUCUGCAGGGACAUUACACUGAUGGGCUCCUUCCUGGAGAACCACGAUAACAAUCGAUUCCCGAGCAUAACUUCCGACAAUUCCCUCAUCCAGAACGCCAUCGCGUUCCAACUCCUUGCAGAUGGAAUACCGAUCGUAUACCAAGGCCAGGAACAGAAAUUCAACGGUGGCGGCGUCCCUGCCAAUCGUGAACAACUCUGGAAGUCGGGCUACAACCAGAACUCAGAAUUCUACCUACACAUCCGCAAACUCAACGGCAUCCGCUCCUGGGCCGCAAGGCAAGACUCGGCGUACCUAACGUACAACGCAUGGCCCAUCCAGAGCGAUUCCCGCACCAUCGUGAUGCGUAAGGGACUCAACAACAGACAAAUCGUCUCGGUCUACAGUAAUCGCGGCGCCUCUGGAGCAAGUGCAACGAUCACGGUUGGGGCGGGAAAUUCAGGCUUCACGAAUGGACAGAGGGUUAUGGAGAUUCUAAAUUGUGUGGAAAGUACAGCGGACAGUAGAGGCAACCUUGGGGUGACGAUUACACAGGGCAGGCCAAAGGUGUUUUAUCCUAGUGCAAGUUUGGGAGGGAGUGGAAUUUGUGGGAGGUGA
Fulvia fulva is the source of this 1623-nucleotide messenger RNA. Its product is annotated as Alpha-amylase A type-1/2. Gene Ontology annotation, biological process: carbohydrate catabolic process. The transcript has 3 exons. The record is from RefSeq and is a predicted model, not a curated record. Bases 1 to 1623 code for a protein of 540 amino acids. Gene Ontology annotation, molecular function: alpha-amylase activity; calcium ion binding. Lineage: Eukaryota; Fungi; Ascomycota; Dothideomycetes; Mycosphaerellales; Mycosphaerellaceae.